AUGAACAGUUUGGUGGCUACACCACCCGUGCCCCCUCACAUUUAUGAGUAUUCUCGUCUCUCCCCGUCUCGACCAAUGUCUACCCCUAGUCACACUCCUACCACCAACCGCAAACGGAAAGCCGAAGACGAACAUAAUGACUUCGAUAGUCGGAUGUCAGCCUCUCCUACGAAUUCCCCAGCUUUUACUCCAAGAACCUUGCCAUCAUCCUCUCGACAAAUAAAGCGUGCUCGACCCAAUAUGGGUGGAAGGCCUCUCUCGCUCCCUCGUCUGCUUGAAACUUUAGAUACCGAUGCUCUCCGCGGUGUUCUCCGCUCGAUAUGCGAUCGUCACCCUAAUUUGGCCGACGAAGUGGUCCAAACUGCUCCUCGUCCAAGCGUUGCUUCUGCCCUUCAGGUUCUUCGAAACUAUCAAUCAGCCCUACAAUCCUCAUUCCCUCUGGGGGGCAACCCCGAAUCUGACUACGCCUACAACCGAGUCCGCCAACCUUUGGGGAAUCUUCUCGAAGCUCUGAGCGACUUCACUCCCCAUUUCUUACCGCCUAACGAAACCCAACCUUCGAUAUCUUUGAGUUACCUGGAUGACGUUACAGAAAUCAUCCAUCAGUUGCCACGUUGGAGCUCACCUCAAAACAAUAUAGAGCGGGAUUCUGCAUAUGAUGAAAUUUGCAAGGCUUGGAUUCUGGUUAUUCGAGAGGCCGCCAAACGUGGCGGUGGAAUUCAGUUGCAGUAUGGAGGCUGGGACCAGAAAUUGGCUAAGCAUAAUCAAAAUUCCGGUGGCAGACUGCAGGCAGCCGUCAAUGAUUUGGCAUCCAGUCUAGGAUGGAUGCACGGACCGGAAUCCCAAGGUUUCGGGAGUCCAGGGGGCAACGACCUUGGGUCUAUCCGGGAGCAGCUUCUGUCGGGCACAUAUGGCCUUGGAACUCCCGUCAAAGUAGGACCAUGGUGA
This is a messenger RNA of Aspergillus nidulans FGSC A4, 948 nucleotides long. RefSeq names its product protein sts1. Lineage: Eukaryota; Fungi; Ascomycota; Eurotiomycetes; Eurotiales; Aspergillaceae. The record is from RefSeq and is a predicted model, not a curated record. Gene Ontology annotation, cellular component: nucleus; cytoplasm. Bases 1 to 948 code for a protein of 315 amino acids. Gene Ontology annotation, biological process: nuclear protein quality control by the ubiquitin-proteasome system; proteasome localization. The transcript has 2 exons.